GCGGUGUUCGACUGUCUAUUAAACUGACUUCCUCUAAGUCUGGUUAUCUCAAUUAAUCUUUGUUAGGCAUAUUGCGAUAUGACGUCAACUGGCAUAGGUUGGACACUGGUCGCUCGGUUUUCAAACGAUGAUGACAAAAAUUGGAUGAAUAAUACUGGGCACUGGUGGUAUGACAAGAAUGACGUUUUGGGGGAAACAAGUGAUCCGUCGAUCAACGCUGACAUGAUAUGGCCAGCAUUCUGGCUGGUAAGCGGAAGCGAAUUCAAAAUCACGCGCAGUGACGACUCACAACAUACACCUUUGCUGCAGACCACGGUUAACUGUCUGGGUGGACAGACUUUCCGCUCCAAAGUCACAAGCUAUGGCGAUUUCAGAAAUGGUGUAGUUUGGGCCUCCGAUCAGUGCUUGGGGAAUUGCACUGUACAAUAUGGCGGACAAUACCAAUUAACUGCCGGCUUCCAGCAGGCGAAAUGCAGUGGAGAGAUACAAGGCUCCCAAGCAAUCGGUUUCUGGUGUGACUGGAGUAGUGGGGACGGGGCAGUGAUUAUGAUUGGCGGAGGUGGAAGUAGCUGCAAUCGCGCCGACCACGGGAUUGGGGUAACUGAGGCUAUCGAAGCUUCCUUUGUGUAUUGGUCAAGUGGUCAAUCUGAUUUUGGAGAUUUUGCCGGAGAUGUGCCAACUCCAGGCUACUCUUUAAACCUGUGGAUCCGAUGAUUGGUGAGGACCGGAACGGGAGAGAUUCUCCAUCACGUAAAUUAUAGCAAACAUAACUUGCACAGAGCUACACCUUCAUCAUUUAGACUUAUUUUAAUUUCAGUUACUGUGAUGCCGAAGCACUCGUUAAGGCUGUUAAGAGAACGUACACCUCCAAUCGGGUUAGUUAAAGAUUAUUGAAUCAAUCAAAAGAACCAUAUAAUGAUUUGGUGUUCUUUAAAAGUGAGAAGCGAGCGGGUGCUGCAAAGCGUGUAAAGUGUUCAUGCUGGCAACCGCUUUAUAAUUUAGUUUUAGCGGGAGAGUGGGCACCUGAGCGGAAUGGGACUGGCUAGACAAAGAGGCGACAACAACAACGAAUGGCUCAAGAAAGCUGGUAAGCUAACUUAGAGCAAACGCCCCCCGACAAAUGAUAACUGUAGUUUUCAUUGUAACGAUUUCCUCAAAACGACAGGAAAAUAGAGAAUAAGUGAUAAGAACCAUCCUCUCGGCGCUAUCAUGACGUUAUUUUCAAGGUGAUUAUGAAAAUAUUCUGCGAGUCUUGUUAUGAAGUCCGCUAAUUUGCAUGAUGAAUGGUAAAAUGUCGUUACAUAAAUAUUUUCGCACGGAUAGAGUCUGAUUACACAUUGAUUUAAGACCUGGUUUUAGAUGGUAUGGGUUCGAAUCGCUUAUUUUAAUUGUUCUGGUAUUUCUAAAUCGCCUAUGUUAAGAUAAUCGCAUUUUCAAUGCCUUAGUGCACAGCCAGUACGUUAAAGGACCCUUAUCAGCCUUCGCCGUUUUCGAUGCCAUGGACGUUAUUAAUAUUGCAUGGUGAAGCGAAAUCUUAUUGCUUUACUGUAAGUUGUGUUCCUGAAAUUAUCUUAAUUAUCUUUAAUCAGUCAUUUCCUUCGUUUCGACAUCCUCCGAAUAAAACAUAAUAGCCAAACUCUCACAUGUCAA
Orbicella faveolata is the source of this 1650-nucleotide messenger RNA. RefSeq lists its product as uncharacterized. The record is from RefSeq and is a predicted model, not a curated record. Gene Ontology annotation, molecular function: heparin binding; calcium ion binding. NCBI's taxonomy places the organism in Eukaryota, Metazoa, Cnidaria, Anthozoa, Scleractinia, Merulinidae.